This is a messenger RNA of Metarhizium album ARSEF 1941, 1206 nucleotides long. Its product is annotated as branched-chain-amino-acid aminotransferase. Gene Ontology annotation, molecular function: branched-chain-amino-acid:2-oxoglutarate transaminase activity. Gene Ontology annotation, biological process: branched-chain amino acid metabolic process. The record is from RefSeq and is a predicted model, not a curated record. NCBI's taxonomy places the organism in Eukaryota, Fungi, Ascomycota, Sordariomycetes, Hypocreales, Clavicipitaceae. Bases 1 to 1206 code for a protein of 401 amino acids. The transcript has 2 exons.
AUGGGUGCUUUCCCCCCCCCUCCCGUCAACACGAUUGAUUGGAGCAACGUAGGCUUCAAGGUCCGCGAGGUCAACGGCCACGUCGAAGCGACGUACUCCAAGGCGGCGGGCAAAUGGUCUCCCCUCCGCUUCGUCGCCGACCCCUUCAUGCGCAUCCACGGCAUGGCGCCGGCCCUCAACUACGGCCAGCAAGCCUACGAGGGUCUCAAGGCCUUCCGCACCCCCGGCGACAAGGCCAUCACCGUCUUCCGCCCGGACCGAAACGCCCUGCGCCUCCAGCACUCGGCCGAGGUGGCGUCCAUGCCCCCGGUCCCCGUCGACGUCUUCCUGCAAGCGGUCCGGUCCGCCGUCGCGCUCAACGCCGAGUUUGUGCCUCCCCAUGAGACCGGGGCGGCGCUGUACAUCCGCCCCCAGCUGUACGGAUCGAGUGCGCAGCUGGGGCUGGACCCCCCCGAGGAAUACACCUUUUGCGUCUUCGUCAUCCCCACGGGCGUGUACCACGGCACGCAGCCGGUCAAGGCCCUCAUCCUGGACGAGUUCGACCGCACGGCGCCCAACGGCACGGGCCACGCCAAGGUCGGCGGCAACUACGCUCCCGUCCUGAAAUGGAGCGGCAAGGCGAAGCAGCAGGGCUUCGGCAUCACGCUGCACCUCGACAGCGCCAAGCACGACGAGAUUGACGAGUUCAGCACGUCCGGCUUCAUCGGCGCCGCGGCCAGCUCGGACGACGACGGCGUGACCCUCGUGGUGCCGGACUCCAAGUGCGUCAUCGACAGCGUCACGAGCGACAGCGUCCAGCGCAUAGCUCUCGGCUGGGGCUGGAAGGUGGAAAAGCGUGUCGUCAAGUACGCCGAGCUCGGCGGCUUCAGCGAGGUGUUUGCCGCGGGGACCGCCGCCGCGCUCGUGCCCAUCCGGAGCAUCACGCGCCGCAGGGGCCCCGUCCCUGUCGGCGGCUCCCUGCCCGCCGGGCCGCGCGUCAGCUCGACGCCCGACGCGGACGUGGUGACGUUUAUCCCCGAGGAGCAGCCCGGCGCGGGCCCCAUCUGCCUGAAGCUCUUGGCGCACCUGCGGGCGAUCCAGCUGGGCAAGGCCGAGGACGAGCAUGGCUGGACAUGUCUCGUCGGCGAGGGAGAUCUCGACGUCCAGGGUGCUGCGAGGGAGAAGAAUGGGACGGUGACGCCGCAGACGGUUGACCAGAUGGACUAG